Messenger RNA from Hippocampus comes (tiger tail seahorse), 3728 nucleotides. It is a transcript of the gene rnf216, whose product is annotated as ring finger protein 216. The record is from RefSeq and is a predicted model, not a curated record. The coding region runs from base 175 to 3330 and encodes 1051 amino acids. Lineage: Eukaryota; Metazoa; Chordata; Actinopteri; Syngnathiformes; Syngnathidae. The transcript has 17 exons.
CGUCACUCACUUCCCCUAUGCUCUUGUUUUUGCUGCUUGUUUGGCUUUUCCGCGUCCUAUCAGUCCACAAAGAAGACCGUUGGUAUUGACAUUCCAGCAAGAAGCAGCGAUGGUGUAAUCAAGCAGCAACUGUCUAACCAGACAAUUUAAGGGGCUGGCCAAUUGUGUAUCAUCAUGGCAGAUGGAUGCAGUGAUGACGAUGUCAUUCACCUGGCAAGUUUCAACAUCCACCGAAGUCAAGGCUCCAGCGGCCGUCAGAGGGAGCUGAUCACCAUUUCUGAUGACUCUGAUGAGGAAACUGUGACUUUGGUACCUCGCAGUCCUGUAUUAGUUCCAGAUGACGAUGCUGCUGGAGAUGAUGAUGUCAGCAUACUAGAGCCACGAGCUCCUGCGCGCAGACAUGUAAUACGACCGGCGGCAAAGUGGAGUGGGGCCUCGCAAAACCUGAGCAAAGUCGGUGCAAAUUCUGGGGCUCUUAUGAGGGACCCGUUUGCCCCCUCCACCUCCAGAGACGCUAUUGCGCACACAUCUGCAGUUCGAACAUCCGUACUCACACAAGCAAACCCAAUAACAAACUCCCAGCAGCCACAAACUGGGACGCCACAAGAGAUAAAGGUGGAGGCCCGAGUCGAUUCUUCGACUCAAACCCAAUCUACCUCCGUACUCGCUCCAGCUGUCACACAAGGUGCAGAGCACCUUCAGCCUAGCACAUCUGGACCGGUUUGCUCCACGGGACAAUUAUUAGCUCGGCCACAGCCAAGCACGUCACACGGUGUUGUUUCAAAGACAUUUCCUGCCUCCACGACGUCUCAAGAAAGGGCAUGUAAAAGUACCAGCGUUCAAGACAAUCCUCAGGCAAGCACUUCGUCUGCAGAGCCGCAGCCUAAAGCCAGCACAUCGACGCAAUUUCAGCCGAGCGGGUCAGCGAAACUAGUAGCCCAGCUUCUCCAGGAGAAGCAGUUGAACCCUGUCAUCCGAGCCUUCGCUUUGAUCACGCAGCCUCAGCAACAGAACAAAGCGCAGACGACCCCCCAGCCUGUCCUGCAUCCCAUGCGUGGCAAUCUUACUCAGAUUGAACCCCACCCCCUUGCCCAGGCUCCAGCCCAGACUCCGGCCCAGGCACCCCCGACCCAUCGAGUGGCGCCUAGAAUCCAGUCUGCAGUGCUUAUAGCUGCAGCACCUCAGAGGCUGGGACCUCCAGAGGCGGGCCACCAAAUUAUGCUCGGCAGCCAGGCAGCUGGGAAGGCCGGGUUCAAUCCUCGGCCACUGGGUGGCACCUCGAGUGCGUUUCCGCAAGCCCACAUCAACGAGAAUUUAAACCACCCUGCUGGGCCAGCUCCAGCAGUUUUGGUUCCCCACAACAGAAUACAGAUGCAUCAGAAUCUGGAUCUCGGCCCAAACCCAGAGAGGGUGAACCCAGUCCCCGGUCUGGUCGCCUUCCCUCCUGAUCCUGAAGAUUUUCCCAGAAUAGAGGAUGCCAGGCCUGGUCCAUCCGAGCCGCAUGAGAGGUUGGAGCUGCAGCAGCACAUCAGAACCCUCAUUCGGGGUGUCUUGGAUCUCUUUCCAAAUGUCCAAGAAGCUUAUGUAGCAGAACUGAUCCGAACAAAUUAUGUGGAAGACCUGAAUGUUAUCUGUAACCUGCUGUUGGAGAACCCAGAAUAUCCAAAGACAGGGGCUGCUGCAGCCACAGUAGCUCCCACCAGCAUCUUACUGGAGUCUGGAGACAGUAACACGGAGGUAACGGAGGAUCUGUUUGAUUACGACAAGCUGGGCCCGGUAGGUCCGGAGACAAUGACACAGGCUGCCGACUUGCUUAUGGCAGACUUCCGGAUGAUCAGUUGUCAAGACAUCAAAUGGGCCCUCAAUGCCCUCAAAGGACACUAUGCAAUCACACGCAAGGCCUUAUUUGAAGCUCUGAAAAAGUUUCAAGAAUCAGGCGACUCCUCAGGAAAGCGAAGACGAAGCAGAAUGUCCACUGAACGCUGCUACAUCGAUUUCCAUUUUGAGCACGGUCAGGUAAAGUUUGAAAAGAGGAUGUACUUUUUGGAAAAAGGCCGACGCUACUGCAGGACGUACAGCAACUUGGAAGCUUCUUUACAAAAGGAGCUUACCUUCUUCCAACAGAAAGCCAAGGAAUGGGCCGAGCAUGAGGACUUCCUCCUGGCGCUGCAAGUCAACGAAGAUGAAUAUAAGAAAGAUGGCCAGCUGAUUGAGUGCGGCUGUUGCUACGGAGAGUUUGCCUUUGAGAAAAUGACACAGUGUUCGGACGGCCAUUUGUUCUGUAAGGAGUGCCUCGUCAAAUAUGCGCAAGAGGCCGUGUUUGGCUCUGGAAAGUCAGAGCUAAGCUGCAUGGAGUCGGGCUGCCUUUGCUCGUACCCGGUCUGCGAACUGGAGAAAGUCCUACCAGAAAACAUCCUUUGCAAAUACUACGAGAGGCAGGCGGAGGAGGCCGUCGCCGCCACCUGCGCAGAUGAACUCGUAAGGUGUCCCUUCUGCAACUUUCCAGCCUUGCUGGACAAAGACAUGUCUCUCUUUAGCUGCCCCAAUCCUCGCUGCCGCAAGGAAAGCUGUCGAAAGUGCCACGUGCAAUGGAAACUGCAUGUGGGGAAGACAUGCGAGCAAGUCCUGGAGAAAGACGAGAUCCGCAUGAGGGUGCUCAUUGAGGAGCGCAUGACGGCCGCCCGGGUGAGGAAGUGCGUCAAGUGCGGCACGGGCCUGGUCAAGUCGGAGGGCUGCAACCGCAUGUCGUGUCGCUGCGGCGGCUUCAUGUGCUACCUCUGCCGAGAGCCCAUCACCGGAUACAACCACUUCUGCCAGCACGCCCGCUCGCCAGGCGCUCCCUGCCGCCACUGCCGCAAGUGUUCCCUCUGGACCGACCCCACGCAAGAUGACGAGCGAAACAUUCAGGAGAUCCAGAAGGAGGGAGAGGUGCAGCUGAAUAAGAAGUUUGCAGAUCAAUUGGGAAAGAGAGUCGGCCCGCCCCCGGAGGACGUCCAAGAGAGCAAGCGUCCUCGUGUGGGACCGCCCCCCGAAAACCCUCCUCCCCCGGCUCCCCGUCACCCCCAAGCGGUGCAGGCUCCCCUCUUCGUGCCCCCUCACGCCCAUUACCCUCCCGGCCUGCCCCAAGGCCAGAUGUACAUGAUCAACCCGUUACCCCCGGCGCCCUACGUGCCCCCGCUGCCAAACUUGCUCCCUUUGAACAACAAUAACCACCACCACCAUCACCAUCACCACCACAAUCGGCAUGCCGACCAGCACCCUCUAAAUCUGAACAUGAUUGACAUGCCCAUGCACUACGGGCCCGCCCACCGCUACUUCAGGCCUUUAUAACACUCACACAAGGUAACUGUCAGCUGCAUUCACCCUCUCUACAGAUCCACUUCCUGUUUUCGGAGCCUCUUUAUUUUUUGUUUGUUUGUUUUAAUGAACGUUUUCUUGGUACGCCCGCUUUCCGGCAACCUUGAUCCGAUGUCAGUCCUUUUUGCGUUUGCCCGAAGGAACGCAUAAGUAACUGUACGACAUCUGAAGAGAUACACGCUCGCACUCGGCCUUCUCACACUGAACCAUGGACGCCGGCUUGUUUUUCGCAUAUGUUUACAAUAACAAAAAGUUCUGAAAUUAUUGUUCAAUUUCCAGUUUAUAAGUAAGUUUUCUGGCUAAAAAAAAAAAAAAGUUGAGCAUACGUCUGCCGAAACGUGUUUUUCUAAUAAAGUUUUCUGCCCACGUUU